AAUUUCAUUGAUAAAAAUAACUUGUGCAAGAUAUCCACAUGCUGAUGUCACAUUGUUGUUUGGAACGGAAGCGAAAGCAGGAGCUUCGAACAUCUCGAAGAAGCAGUGAGGAAUAAUGGCUCGUACUAAGCAAACUGCAAGAAAGUCCACUGGAGGGAAGGCCCCUCGUAAACAGCUUGCCACCAAGGCUGCUCGCAAGAGUGCUCCAUCAACUGGAGGUGUGAAGAAGCCCCAUCGUUACAGGCCUGGAACAGUGGCUCUUCGUGAGAUUCGUCGGUAUCAGAAGAGCACAGAGUUGCUGAUCCGCAAACUGCCAUUCCAGCGUCUAGUCCGUGAGAUUGCCCAGGACUUCAAGACGGAAUUGAGAUUCCAGAGUGCAGCUAUUGGUGCUCUACAGGAAGCCAGCGAGGCCUAUCUUGUGGGACUAUUUGAAGACACCAACUUGUGUGCCAUCCACGCCAAGAGAGUGACCAUCAUGCCUAAGGACAUCCAACUGGCCAGGAGAAUCCGUGGAGAACGUGCAUAAGCGAUGCACUGAUGCGACAGCUCAAUCUAGUUUUUAAAACUGCUGUCGCCCUUGGUGGAACAAAGCAAGCUGCUAGAACGGAAAGAGUUCAUAGUUUCUCAAUUCGACAACCAGCUGUGAGAAGCAGCAUCCGUUUGUACAUAGUCUUACUCCCCCACUUGUAUUUGAAACUCUUGGUACUAUAUUUUGGAGGAUAUUUUACUACAUGGAACCAUGUUGUAAGACCAGUUGGCAUUUAUCAUUGUUUCAAAUUUGGAAACAAUGCAACACGUACUUGCCCCCUUACUUGACAGUGGAUCGGUGUGUUUUUAGCUUGUGUGUCGGUGACUGUAAUUGACCCAGUUGUGUGUCUUAACCUUUUUUGUUUUAGUCUAAAAUCAUUUUUAAGCCAUGUAAAUGUCAAGUCUGAAAUGGUGGGAAGUCUUACUCUACAACCUGUACAGGGCCAGGAAUAACAUUUAGAAUACAGUUUACUGCACGUUACUAAAAAAAAAUUGGUUGUCCGACCUUAAAGUGAACAGGAGCUGGUGUGCCAAGACCAUUUUAGUAUCGAAAACUACCAACGUUACCCUUGUUCCACUUGCCAGGAUGUGCUCGACAAUGCUGUAGAAUGGAUACUUAAAACUGUGCCCAGGAAUUUUGAUACUAAGUAAGUUUUGAAGUAGGAUUUUUCAUCAUUUCAAGUUAAAUCUGUAGUGACUUUCAAACACUUUGUCAUCUGAUAUUUUGAUGCUUCAUCUGGAAAUUGUCUUCUUACAGUGAGAAAACAUACAUUGUGUACAUGUACUUGUAAGUGGUUUGUAUUCAUUUCAACUUUACCCUAUUACAGAGAACAUUUCAUGGUGUAAAUGACCAGAUCAGUGUUCCAACAUGAGCCAUACUUAAAAACAACAAUCCAUCGAGAUGGGCAAGGUUCCGAGCUUGUCUGGUCAAGUUUCACCUAACCCUCAUUUCUAAUUGGACUUGUAAAUAAUGUAAUUAGGUACAGUGUAGUGCACAAUAUAAGCUUUUUCACAAGAUGGGAAAUGUUUUGGAGUCACUGAAGAAUAAACCCGGUCACCAUCAAAUCUAUACCUUAA
Molecule: messenger RNA, 1605 nt
Organism: Acanthaster planci (crown-of-thorns starfish)
Lineage: Eukaryota; Metazoa; Echinodermata; Asteroidea; Valvatida; Acanthasteridae
Product: histone H3.3A
Cellular component (GO): nucleosome
Molecular function (GO): DNA binding; structural constituent of chromatin; protein heterodimerization activity
Source: RefSeq, a predicted model, not a curated record